GAUGGGAGGAGGUUGGUGAUUGGCUCAUGUGUGGAAUGUAAGGCCAUGGUGCAGGUGGGACAGAGUAUGCAGCAGGACAGGGAGAGGCUUGGACAUGGAGCCUUAGACGGGGAGAGGAAAGAACCAGAAACAUCCUCGCCACAGUCUAGACAUAAGGCGUGUACUGUGAUUGAAAGUGUGGCUGGAGCCAGUAAGGAGGUGGACUCUGGGCCUUCGCAGCCUGCAGAUGACCACACUCCUUCUCACACAGUGACCUCAGAGCCAGAAAAAGCUGACCGAGCUGACCGCCCACUUUCCAGCAUGAGCCAUGAGCCAAAGUCACCAUCGUUAGGAAUGAUCUCCACGGCGACCCGUACCACGGCGACGGUCAGCCCCCUCACCCCGUCGCCUCUCAACGGCUCAAUCGUAGCCAAUGGAAGCCCCGCUACCCAGUCUGCUCACUCUGGAUUUGCUGCAGCCCUCCGUAAACUGGCCAAACAGGCUGAAGAACCUCGAGCUGCGUCCUCCAUCAGCAGUGAGUCUUCUCCAGUGUCCUCCCCAGCCACCAACCACAGCUCUCCAGUCAGUACGCCCAAGAGGGGUCCCCUUGGUCCAGGGCCUGUCCUGGUUCCCCCAGUGGGCCACAGCGUGCCAAACACUCCACCUGUAGUCACCAUUGCUCCAACAAAGACUAGCAACGGCCUCUGGAGGAGCGAGGGACGCCAGGCUGACUCGGGGCCUCGUGGGGCCAGCAGGGAACGUCUGGGUGCAGAGGGGAACCUCCCACAGGAAAAGGGGGGCCCCUCAGUCCCUGCCCACCUCCUGGGAAACCCCUAUGCCUUUGGUCUCACCCCCAGCGCUGUCAUGCAGGAUUCACGUUUCCAGCCCCUCAAUCUGCCCAGACAGUUGCCUAACGCAGUGCCCCCUGGUCAUGUACCAGAAGAGUACCUCCGGGGUUUCCGGCCCUAUGCUACGACCGAGGAUGCCCUGCGCAUGCCCUCUUUGCCGUUGGGCCUGGACCCCGCCACUGCAGCUGCCGCGGCUGCCUACUACCACCCCAGCUACCUUCCCCACCCCUCCUUCACACCGUACAGGAUGGAUGACCCGUUCUGCCUCUCUGCUUUGAGGUCACCUUUCUAUCCCCUGCCAGGAGCAGGAGGUUUACCUCCCAUGCAUCCUUCUGCUGUUCACAUGCACCUACCAGGGGUCCGCUACCCCGGAGACUUCACGCACCCCUCACUGUCAGCACUGCAGUCUGAGAGGCUUCAGCUGGAGGAUGAGCUACGGCAGAGAGAGAGGGAGCGUGAACGAGAAAGGGAGCGUGAAAAAGAGAGGGAGCGUGAGGCGGAGAGAGAGAAGGAGCGGGAGAGAGAACGAGAGAGGGAGAGAGAGCGGGAGAAGGAGCUGGAGAGGGAGAGAGAGCGCGAGCGGGAAAGAGAGCGCGAGAGAGAGAGGGAGAGGGAAAGAGAACGAGAGAAGGAGCUGGAGAGGCAGAAGGAGAGAGCACUGAGGGAGAAGGAGCUGCAGGCAUCCAAGGCCAUGGAGAGCCACUAUCUGGCUGAGCUCCAUGCCAUGAGGGGGCAGGAGGACCGAACCAAGCCUGAGAGACUCACCCCUAAUCGGGCUGAUAAAACCAAAGAGCCCAACCCUCCAGCUCCUAAACCAGUUCCACCAGGACUCCACUCUUCAAUGGUCCAAUCACAUCAUCCCAUCCCUGGUCUAAUUCCAGGCCACGGCCUCUACAUGGGGUCCAGCGCUGUAGGGUCCGGGCUCUCUGCCUCGAUGAUCGCACAGAGGAACAAUGAGGAGGAGAGGUGGUUGGCGCGGCAACGUAAGCUGCGGCAGGAGAAAGAGGAUCGUCAAUACCAGGUGUCUGAAUUCCGCCAGCAGGUUCUGGAGCAGCACCUGGACAUGGGUCGGCCAGCUGACGCACCAGAUCACAGGACAGACUCACACAGAUCCAUACCAAAUCACCAUGAACCAGGAAGCCGGGAUCUCCACCCUCACUUAGGCGCCCCUCCACCCCUCAUCUCCCCGAAACCUCCUCUGCCACCACGUGAACACCACCCUCCCACCACCUUGUGGAACCCUGCAUCUCUUAUAGAAACCUCCUCAGAGUCCAGACGUAACCACGAGCCCUCAGGGAUGGGACACUAUGAGCUCAGUCGGCUACCCCCAGGGCCCUCCAAAUAUGAGGAUGGAUCACGAAGGAGAGAGGGGGGAGCGAUGGAGAAGUAUGCCCCAUUGAGAGGUCCUCCGGGCCUGCCGGAACCCAGCACAUUCCUUGCUGAUUUGGAGAAAUCCACCCAGACCUUCUUCAGUCAGCAGAGGUCAACACUGUCCCUGUCCAGCCAGUACGAAUUAGAGGGAGCCAUGAAAAGCAAUGCAGGACUAAAGGGCCUCCAGGGACACCCGGGGCACAGUAGACAUGGACAAGGGCUAGGAAUGGUCGCCGGGCCAGGGAUGGGACAGGUAGCCACACUGAUGGGUCCAGACACGAUGCUGAUCUAUGACGAGUUCCUUCAGCAGCACCGAAGGCCUGUCAGCAAGCUGGACCUGGAGGAGAAGAGGAGAAGGGAAGCCAGGGAGAAAGGUUACUACUAUGAGCUGGAUGACUCAUAUGAUGAGAGUGACGAGGAGGAGGUGAGAGCCCAUCUCAGGAGAGUAGCAGAGCAGCCCCCACUCAAACUGGAUGACUCCACAGAGAAAUUGGACUUCCUGGGAGUGUUUGGCCUGACCACUGUGGGCCGGCGAGAUGAGCUGGUGCAGCAAAAGAGAAGGAAAAGGAGGAGGAGGCUCAGGGAGCGCAGCCCCUCGCCACCUGCCUCGCUCUCAAAACGCACUCCUCCUCCUCCUCCCCAACUCAGUACACGCUUCACCCCUGAGGAAAUGGACCGAGCACCAGAGCUGGAGGAUAAGAAGCGGUUCCUCACCACGUUCAGACUGUCCCAUGUCACUAUACAGCAGAGGAGAGAUAAUGAAAGGGUGGUGGAGUUGCUUCAAGCCAUUAAAGAAAAGAGCGUAACCUUGGAUACCAUCAGACAUGCCCCUCAUCCGUUGUGUAAGAGCCCUCCAGCACAGAUUUCUGAUUCUGCAUUUGCCCAGCCUUCCACUGAAUCAGAAGGCCACCACAGUGUCAGACCUCAUAGCCCCUCCUCGCAUUGCCCAGCGUCCCCCAAUGGUCAUCCAAAACCCCUUGGGGAGACAUUAAGACCAAAGGAACCCCCUUCUCCAGCUGUCUACCCAGACAAGGCCCGGGGGCCCGGUGAGGGGACGGUCUCUAAGAGGAGCUCCAGCCUGCUGAACAGCUUGCGGCCCCCACACCCCCUGCAGGCUAAAGAAGGCCUUCACAGCGUCAAUGGACGCACCAAACCCUGGGACAGCUUCACCCCGGAGGAAUUUGCCCAGCAGUUCCAUGAAUCAGUGCUUCAGUCCACGCAGAAGGCUCUGCAGAAACAUAAAGGUGGAGCAACGGGAAUGUCGGAGUCGUCCCACCUCCAGGAGUCCUCUGUUCACUACAACAUUCCAGAGCUUCAGAGCGCCCCUGGUCGCCCGCCACAGACGCAUUCACAAUCUCACUCCAAUGCAAAUUCAUUUCCCCAUCCGCUCUCACAUGCUCACCCUCAGCCCAACGGGCAGCACUUCUCUGUAGCUCUACACCGGGAGGCCUCAGGGACAAGGGAGGACAUGUCUGCUCCAGAGGACUCUGAGGAGGAAGAGGAUGAAGAGGAGGAGGAGGCUCCUGUUUCCAAGUGGCAGGGAAUUGAAUCUAUAUUUGAAGCUUAUCAGGAAUAUGUUGAAGAGCAAAGUUUGGAACGACAAGUGUUGCAGAGCCAGUGUCAAAGACUAGAAGCUCAGAACUACAACCUCAGUCUGACUGCUGAGCAGCUGUCUCAUACCAUGGGGGAGCUGAUGUCCCAGAGACAGAAGCUAGCGGUGGAAAGGGAGAAGCUACAAGCAGAGCUGGAGCACUUCAGGAAGUGUUUGACGCUGCCACAGACACACUGGCCGAGAGGCGGCCAUUAUAAAGGCUACCCUCCCAGGUGACCCCAACACGCUGACCUGAUGGCCGCCAGGCCCCCGGCCACUGCCCCUUUCAGACUGACACCCAGAGUUUAUUUUUCAUGGCCCGGUCCACAUGGCUCCACGGAGGAGAAUAUGGCUGGCUAGAUAAGAUGAAUGAAUGAAUUGAGUGAGUGGAUGGAUGAUAGAUGAAUGCACAGGAGACAGGACCAUACAGUGAAGGACAGGUAGUCUUUGGAUUGUGGCCAGCCAGGGACUGUGCCACGAGCCACGAACGUGUGCCAAUGUAGCCAACCCAGAGAGCGUGGGGCAGGAGCACCUGAAGAUCAACACAAACACACACGCACCUGCUUGUCACACAUUCUUCAGUCCCCCGAUGCUCUAUUGUUCAGUCCCUGCAUCCCUCACCGCCACAGCUACACAGACAAUCCUGCCAAUGAGGGAGCAGCUACCCCAGGAGGGGUGUUGUCUAGAGACUUGAACGCUCCAAAGGCUACUGGCCAGCUGGGACUGAUUUUAUCACAGUGGCCGUGUGAGCUUUUGAACUGGAAAUGCACUUAAGAAUAAAAGCUGAAGAACUACCUGGUGGUACUGUGUUACAACAAAGAACUGUUCGAAUUAGGGAAGAACUUAGAAAAUGCACAUUUUUGGAAAGAAUUAAGGAAAUGUUUUAUUUCGAAAUAGAAAAUUUGAGAAUAAGAAUUUUAAAAGGUGCUUCAGCCUUGUAUUGUAUAUAAUAUGAAGACUUAAAAGAAUUUUGUAUGUUUUUAUUACUUUAAUCAUUGUUCUUUUAAAGAAAAAGCCUGCCAUUUUUAUAUGUUUAUGCUUUUUUGGGUUGGAAAAGAAAGCCUUGCUUUUAGUGUUUGUACUGCUGCUGGCCAGAACAGCUCGUUUUGAGACAUUGAACAGAGUGAGAGAGAGAGAACAGGAUACACACCUCCUCUUACUCUCUCCAGACCCAGCCACAACCACCUCAUCUGGCAUCUGAGCUCAGCAAAGCUUACAUAGAGACAUGACUCCUGCCCUCUUGUCCCCCUUCCUUCACAGCAACAUGUGUCUCUGUUUUAACGCCCGUCAACAACUCCUCUGGUCAGCGUCACUGCUGCUGGCACUCAUACAAAAACCAGUUGAGAUCCACAGUUACAUCAUUUUUUUGUGUUUUGUUUUUUUUUACUUUGGUGACUUGACAUACUUGAUUUAUUUUUUGUAAAGACAUGAAGAGUCUCUUAAGCAGCCAGCUGAUGAAACUGGUUCUUGAUGCUUUAUCCUACCAUUGGACCUUUCACUUCACUUAGUUAUGACAUUAUAUAUCAUCCGACUCAAAGGACAAAAUGGUUUGCAUAAUGUUACGCCUUACAAGCCCUUAUCAGCAGCCAUGAGAGGACACAGUGCCAAAUUUAAAACAAAAAUUGUAGCAUUUUGAAUUCUUAAUUUUAAAUUGAGUUGCAAUUAGAUAGCCAAACUUUCAAACCAGAAUGGCCAUCUUUCACUGCUGAGUACCUUUGACCCCAGUCAUCUCUUUUAGCACUCCCACUACCCAAAGUUGCCAAUCACACAGAAAGUAGACUCAAACU
Molecule: messenger RNA, 5576 nt
Organism: Centropristis striata (black sea bass)
Lineage: Eukaryota; Metazoa; Chordata; Actinopteri; Perciformes; Serranidae
Gene: gse1b
Product: Gse1 coiled-coil protein b
Exons: 17
Coding region: 46-4026 (1326 amino acids)
Source: RefSeq, a predicted model, not a curated record